Pyrus x bretschneideri (Chinese white pear) is the source of this 1250-nucleotide messenger RNA. RefSeq lists its product as uncharacterized. The coding region runs from base 63 to 578 and encodes 171 amino acids. NCBI's taxonomy places the organism in Eukaryota, Viridiplantae, Streptophyta, Magnoliopsida, Rosales, Rosaceae. The transcript has 4 exons. The record is from RefSeq and is a predicted model, not a curated record.
ACACAGAAAGGAAAACAAAAUAAAACACGAACAAUCUCCUCGGAAUCGAAAUAGGACCAGAAAUGGCGUGCAGGACUGCGCUACGAUCCGCUGUGCUAGUAGAAGCGUGGCGACCCGUUCAUCUCGCUCGGAGCUCCGCCUCCGCCUCGUUCAGGACCCGCGGGUUCUCCUCCCCCAGGCUGACCCGCCACUUCAGGACCCGGGACGUCCAAUUCGCGCGACGGACUCACCUCAACCGCGCCGACAACGAAAAUUCGUCGGAUUUGCCGGAGGACGACCAGGGCCCGCCGCAAGAGGCCAUCUUGAAAGCAAUUUCAGAGGUUUCGAAGACAGAAGGGAGAGUUGGGCAGACGACGAAUGUGGUUAUCGGAGGCACGGUGGCGGAUGAUUCUACGAAUGAAUGGGUCGACUUGGAUCAGAAGGUAAAUUCGUAUCCAACUGUUAGAGGGUUCACAGCAAUUGGAACUGGAGGGGAUGAUUUUGUUCAAGCUAUGGUUGUUGCUGUCGAAUCCGUAAUUCAACAACCUGUCCCCGAGGUACUUUGCCAAUCAUCGAUUAAAAGAGGUUCUGUUGGCUAGAAAAAAUGCGGUAUACGUCUUGCCCUUAAUGCUCAUAACUGAAACUGGCUCUUGAUGUGCACUUGUUGAGGGUAACAUGGAGCCAACCAUAGGGAAAUUGACUAAUAGCUGAAUUUGACCAUAGUUUAGUGUUCUCGCUGAUUUAAGAUGACUCAGAAACAGGCAUAGCUAAUAGAUCUGCUGACUCUGCUCCCUCUAGGCUAUAGCCAAAUGCUUAUCCAUUGGGAUGCAUUUUAAAGUAUAGAUUGUUGAGUGGAAUACGAACCUGACAAAUUAAGAUCAAUGGGUGCCAAAUUAUUAUUAUUUUUCCAAACGCCCCAAUGAACGGAUUUUUCUCCAAUAAGAUAAUUGUGAAUGGAAGGAACAUAAUACUUAAAGAACUGGGAGUUUUUGUCUUCUUGGCUUGGCCACGAUUGCUAUAGUAAUCAUGACUUGACAUUUGUUUUAAUUUAAACCUAGUAUAAGGUGAAAAGUGAAAUUCAUUUACUCCAAAAGGCUUAUGUGGUGGGUGGUGGUGCAACAUGUAACAGGAAUCCUUGUGCUACAAUCCAUUUUUGUUGCCCCUUUUAAAUAAAGAUGAAAAUUUGAUUGUUGAUAUGUUUGUUGACGUCUGAUCUAUCGAGUGCACGAGUUCAAUUCACUCAUAAAUAAUGAAUGCAAAAGUUUGACGGA